Molecule: messenger RNA, 1732 nt
Organism: Anthonomus grandis grandis
Lineage: Eukaryota; Metazoa; Arthropoda; Insecta; Coleoptera; Curculionidae
Exons: 8
Coding region: 100-1659 (519 amino acids)
Biological process (GO): positive regulation of cytokinesis; cytoplasmic microtubule organization; mitotic spindle midzone assembly
Cellular component (GO): centrosome; mitotic spindle pole; cytoplasmic microtubule
Molecular function (GO): microtubule binding
Source: RefSeq, a predicted model, not a curated record
CCUUAGAUCUUAUUGACAGAACGUUUUGACACGUUUUCGUCAAAAUUUUUCGUUAAUUUAUUUAGAACAAUUUUCAAAAUUUUUGAUGAUUUUUCAGCAAUGGAGAAAAUAGCUACUGAAAACCUAUUUUUAUUGGAAUUUCUCGUUGAUACCGUCAAUAUAGAUCCGAAAUGCGACUGCGACGCUCCACCAGGUGAAACUUGUGUAUCAUUCCAAUUUCUGGACAAUGCCCCGCUGGAUGUCUGCGAGCAGGACUUUUGCCCAAAGACAAACCUGAAAAUGGCGGAAAACGAGGUGGUGAAAAGUGGGAAAAGCUGUUUGUUUUCUUUGAGUCCCGAACAAGCGACGGCCGCCCUUGAACAAUUCGACAUAUGCGUUUCUGUUAUGAAAAAAAUGCAACCGGGAUGGUUACCUGAGAGAGUAGAAAUUGGUUCAUCGGUUAUAGCAGCUGCAAAUCUCUUUAACGAACUAAUCAACAGCGUAGAACUAUCGGAUGGAAGUUCACCAACAGCUAAAACCCUAAAAGAUGUCUUUGACAUUAAUGACGGUCAGGGACUUCUAAUUGGGAAAAUCAGCGUCUACAUACGAAUGUCUUGCUUUGGAAAACUGAUCGUAACCCAGUUCCAGAUGAACUUAGAUGACAAAAGUGUCCUUUUUAAAGACAAAGAUGGAAAAAGCUUAUACCGAUACAAAAAAGCCGGCAAAAGAAAAGAAGGGAAGGCACAGUCGGAUUAUGGAUCUGCAGGGUAUAACAGCAAAUGUCCAGAGGUUCCCUGUGGCUCACCCGGAUCAGCAGGAGGUGUCCAGCCUGGUAUGAGUGGUGGAGCAGGGAUAGGUAAUCCUAACUGUCCAUUCGCACCUUGUGGUAACGUCAAUAUACCUUCAAGUGGACCAUCUAUGGGAAAUCAGGGAACGGGUCUUAGCCCUUAUCCUGGAGGUCUUGGAAUUCAAACUAUGAUGACCCCGUGUAAUGAAUGCGGUUUUGUGCCAAAUCCCGCCUGUUUACCACCAAUGAGCAUGGGUAUGUCCAGUCCUAAUAUGGGUAGUUACUCACCAGAUUACAGAAGCACACCACCCCAAGCCCCCGAUGGAAAUUAUCAAGAAAUCGGCGCAAGUAUGGGCGGAAAUUCACUGACUAUCAGAGUACACAAGGAAAAGGGCAAAUUGGAGCAAUACGAUCCGAACAACGACGACUGCACUUGCGGGGGAGAAACCGGAGCAAUUGUGCCCGCGGGAUCAAAGAGUAAUCAACAAGCAUUUUCAAUGCGUCCAGGUGUUGCACCCAACAGUCCAUUUUCGUUUAGGAUGGGCCAGGGUGGUGAUGCACCCUAUGGUGGUGCUGGUAAUAAUGUAAUUGUCAACCCACCUGUGUGUACGGCUGCCGAUGGAACCCAGUUUACCGAAUUUUCCGAUCCUAACAAGGAAACUUUCAUUCUGAGGAUCGGAAAGAAAAGCGAGGGUGUUGAUAAGAAGAAUAACUUGGAAUUGGAACUCCAGACACCUAAAGGCCCUCCUCUCAAGCCCAUUCCAAAGAAAGAAACUGUGGAGACCCAGUAUGACCCAUUAGACGCAGGACCAGACGAUACAGGUUCCAAAAAGGGUAAGGGGAAAGGAGGUAAGGGUGGCAAAGGUGGCAAGAAAGGAAAAGGCAAAAAAUAAACAUCCCAUAUAACACUAUGCCUCUUCAUGAUACAUUUGUAAGCUUAAUAAAGUAAUAACAAUAUCGUCAUAA